Messenger RNA from Thyridium curvatum, 4746 nucleotides. RefSeq lists its product as uncharacterized. Gene Ontology annotation, biological process: histone catabolic process. Gene Ontology annotation, molecular function: ubiquitin-protein transferase activity; chromatin binding. The transcript is spliced from 4 exons. NCBI's taxonomy places the organism in Eukaryota, Fungi, Ascomycota, Sordariomycetes, Thyridiales, Thyridiaceae. Bases 1 to 4746 code for a protein of 1581 amino acids. Gene Ontology annotation, cellular component: Lid2 complex. The record is from RefSeq and is a predicted model, not a curated record.
AUGCCACCCAAAGCACAAAACUCGAACGGGUCGGACGGCCCCUCGAACAGCCGCUCAUCAAUCAGCGAAGGAGCCACGGAGGCUUCCACGUCACAAUCUCAACCGGGCGCCAACUCGGUGGCUUCCACCACUGUCCUCCCCAAGAUGUCGGAUGCCAACGCAAUCAGUCCAAGCCCUGCAGUAUCACAGCCCAUGUCCAAGUCAAAUUCGGCCGGCUCAAACCCGUCCUCCAAGGAUGCAGGCGCCGAAAAGGCAUCGCCUUAUGGCACGCGCUCGCGUAACAGGACAGGCACCUCGCGCCCCAACUACGCAGAGGACAAGGACAUCGACAUGGAGCUUUUUGAGAUGUAUCCCGAGAGGCGCGAAGAUGAAACCAAAAAGUCUACCCGUCUCGCCAACUCGUCAACAAAUGGGUCGCAGGAUGCCCCGCCGCGCUCGACCGGCGGCACCUCACGCAGACCACUCCCGACUGACGGGAGGCAAUCAUCCUCGCAGAUGCAUUCCAAAGACCAGAACUCGACCCCGAGUGCAGCUGCGACACCGGCUUCAAAUUCUACGGCUACCUCGCAGCCCUCCAAAAAGCGCAAGGCCGCUUCCCAGGCUGCCACGUCGGGCGGCCACUCCCACGCCGGCUCCCAUUCGCAUGCACCUGCCUCCAGCACCACGAGGAAAUCGGCAGCCGCCGCAGCGAGCCAGAAUGGCCUGGGCUACUCCGAGACGAACCUGCUCACGUUUGACGAUUGCAAGGGACGACCAGUAGACGGAAAACUGGUCGCCGAUGACGGCACGGUCCUCGAGGUGAACGAUCAUGUGUACCUCGUGUGCGAGCCGCCAGGCGAGCCGUACUAUAUCGGCCGAGUCAUGGAGUUCUUGCAUGCAAAGAAUGACCCGUCCAAGCCCAUCGAUGCGCUUCGCGUCAAUUGGUAUUAUAGGCCAAGGGAUAUCGGUCGCAAGGUGCAGGACACACGGGCAGUUUUUGCCACCAUGCACUCAGACACGUCCCCGCUGACGGCGCUGCGUGGGAAAUGUCAAAUCAAACACAAAGCGGAGAUCGCCAAUCUGGACGAAUACCGCAAGACGCCGGACUGCUUCUGGUUUGAGAAGCUGUACGAUCGCUACAUCCAGAAGAACUACGAGGUCAUCCCUACCUUCCAGAUCGUCAACGUGCCCGAGCGGGUCAAGAAGGUGCUCGACGAGCGCUGGAAGUACAUCCUCGUCGAGCAAGGGCGAGGAAAGGAGUUGACGAGCGCUGUAAAGCUGUGCAAGCGCUGCAGUGGCUACUGUGCAAGCAACGACUCGGUCGACUGUGCCGUGUGCAAGAACACCUACCACAUGAACUGCGUGCGCCCGCCGCUGCUCAAGAAGCCCUCGCGUGGCUUUGCGUGGUCCUGUGCCGCCUGCAGUCGCGCCCAGGAGAGGAAGCUCGAGGCCCGCAACACCCCAAACCUCGCCGACCCGCACCUGGACGCCGAGGAGGAGGAGCUGCUCGACGAGGAGGAAGAGGAGGCCUGCGCCGCAGCUGGCACCGGUCGCACUAGCCCCUCGGAUGGUGCAGAGGAGUCUCAUCCACCCGCCACCGCCGAACAGAUCUACCACGCAAGCCUCUGGCCCUACCGCUACCUGGGAAUCCACUGCAAGGUGGAAGAUGCGCUGGAUUACGAUGACCGCAUUUACCCUCGCGCCGCCACCCGGAUCGGGCCUCGCUACCAGGCCGUCGUCCAGGAUUGGCCCGGCAGGCCCGUCAAGUACGAGAAGCCUGCCGAGAUCAAGAAGGGCAAUCGCCGGGACAAGACGGUGCAGGCGGCACUCGAGGCCGAGAAGAUCCGCCGGGCUAAGCGUCCCAAGUGGGUGCAAGACGAGCCUGCUGGGUACGUGCAUCGCGGCGAGGAUCUCGAUAAUGGUGAUCCGAACUGCACAUCAACAUUGCUCUACAAGACGCCGGAAGGCGUAUCGCACCGCGAGAUAGAUCGCUAUAUGGACAAAGCGCGGGCCCUGACCGCGACUCUCGGUCUCCCCGAACGCUCCACCAAUCUGGAGGAUGUCGCCAUGAACACCCUGUUCAAGAACAAUUUCGACUUUGAAAAGGCUCUCAAGGAAAUCCCCAAGGUGGAUCGCAGCGCAUUCAAGGAACCCGAGCUCAGCCCCACCGAGCUGAAGCGGUUCGAAGAGGGUGUGUCCAAGUAUGGCUCGGAGUUGUAUGCUGUCAUGAAGCAUAUCAAGUCUGUCAAGACGCCAACGGUCGUGCGGCAUUACUAUACGUGGAAGAAGACCGAGCGUGGAAAGCAGAUCUGGGGUAGCUAUUCCGGCAGAAAGGGCAAGAAGGACAACAAGGAGGCCAAGAAGGCCGAGCACAAAGUCACAGACGAUGUUGCAGACGACCAAGAUGAUUCGGCCUUUGAUACCGGUAAGGCGGUUGAUAAGAAACGGCAAUUUACUUGCAAGUUCUGCAACACCAAGUCUUCGAGACAAUGGAGGCGCGCCCCGAAUGUCGCGACCCCUAUCGUCACCGAAGGGGCCACAGGCAAGAAUGGCAAAGGCGACAAGGGCUCUCAGUACGUUGUCGCCCUCUGCCGCCGAUGCGCCGAGCUCUGGCGCCGGUAUGCCGUGCAGUGGGAAGACAUCGAGGCACUCGCUCAGAAGGUUGCUACGACCGGCGGCCGAGUUCUGAAGAGGAAGGUCGAUGAGGAGCUAGUCAAAGAGCUCAUGGCUGCCGACGAUAGAAUGCGGGCCACAGUUUACAGCACCCCCGACCCCUACGAGGCGACUGCCACUCCUCCACGACAGUCCGGAAGCGAGCCGCCCCGCAAGAAGCUCAAGGGCCAUCCCGAUCGGGACACCGAGACGAAUGCCUCAGACUCGGGCGUGUCGGUGGCUCCGGCUCGGAAACGAGAAAAGGCCGAGAAGGCAGCGCCACCGCCAGCUCCGGAAAUGCCCAAGCCGAAAACCCUGCCGUGUGCCAUAUGUCGCCAGAUGGAGCCUCUUGGAGACCAGCACCUGUCGUGCAGAGAGUGCCGUCUUACAGUGCAUCGCAAUUGCUACGGGGUCCUUGAUAACCGCAACCCCGGCAAGUGGAUCUGCGACAUGUGCGCCAAUGACAAGGCACCUCAGAUCUCUAUCGAUUACCGAUGCGUGCUGUGCCCGGUGGAGCAUACCGAGCACGACUUUGUCGACAUGCCGCCCAAGUCGAACAGCAAAAAGAAGACGGACAAAGAGAAGGAGAAAGAGAAGCAGGAGCGCGAGACAGCUCAGAAGGCAGCAGAGUUCUACCGGAAACGACAAGAAGACUUGCACCGUCCGGUCAAUCCUCGAGAGCCGCUGAAGCGCACCGCAGAUAACAACUGGGUGCACGUCACCUGCGCCGUCUGGACGCCUGAGGUCAAGUUCGGCAAGGCUAAAGCUCUCGAGCCCAGCGAGGGCAUUCCGCUGAUUCCCCGGGCCAAGUAUGCCGAGGUUUGCAAGGCCUGCGGACACGCAGGUGGAGCUUGUGUGGCCUGCCACCAGUGCCGCGCUCCAGUUCACGUCGAGUGCGCCCACCGCGAGGGCUACGUCUUGGGCUUCGACAUUACCCCGGUGAAGGGCUCGCGUCGUGAUCAGGUCAACAUUGUCAGCCUCAAUGGCGAGAGCGGUGCUAUGACUGCUGCUGUAUGGUGCAAGGACCACGUGCCUCAGAAGUCUAUCGUCCAUCGUAUGGACGAACCGGUCGAUGACACUGGCAUGAAUGCUCUGCAGCUCUACGUCCAGAACUACAAGCAGGCAGACCUGACGCUGACGGGUUGCGCGCGGAAGGCGAAUCUCAUCACGCUGGGCUCCGGCUCCCGAGCGACGAACACAGCCCAGCUUACGGCCGCAAACCGACGGGCUUCCACGACGACAGUGCCGGCCAACGGGGCAUCGACCCAAUCGAGCGAGCGACAGAGUGAGGAGGGAGCCGAUCCUCUUCAGCCAGGUGGCAAGAUCUGCUUGACAUGCGGUGUUGAUUCCAGUCCCAAGUGGUAUCCCAUCGACAAGGAGCGCGAGCGCGAACUGGAACUUCCAAUGCCACAAGUGCAAGAAGCUCAACCGCAAGCCCAAGUCGACGCCGACGCCGACUCCGAAGAAAGAGCCAUCCCCGCCGCUGGUAUUCGAGCCUCUCCGGCCGCUUCCGCAGACGGCUAUGCAUGCGACGAGCCCGCAGGUGACGGCAAGCGAGUCGAGAUCUCUGGCCCGUUCGUCCUAUUCAUCAUGGACCACCGGAGCAGCUCAGCCAACCCAGCCCCCACUGGCAGCACCUCUGCAGGCUGCUGGCCCGGGACCGGCACCGGGACCACCGGCUCCUGCGCAGCCUCCGGCCUUGGCACCCUCCAUCGCGCCACGAGCACCUCCGCCGCCCUCUCAUGGCUAUCCUCCACCGUCGAGAGAGCCGUUCAGCGACUGGCACCGGCCACCGGCACAUCACAGCCAGACGCAGCAUACUCACAUAAACGGAGGCCCACCUCCGGCAAUGGCCCCGAGCGUGAUCCCGCCGCUGGCACCUCCGAACCACCUCCGGCCUCCGCCGAUCUCGAGCCUGAACCACGGUCCUCCACCCCCUCCUCCCCAGGCCUCGAUGCCCAACGGCCAUUUGUCCCAGCCGCACAUGAACGGCGUGCCGCCGUCGCCGAGGCGCAUGAGCGGCCCGCCGCCGCCGCCGCCCCCGAUGUCCAACGGAGGCGCGUACAUGCACACGUACCACCACCAGGUGCCGCACCCGCCGCACGCCCUGACUAA